GCUGAGCGCUUCUGUCAUAGGAGCCCAGGGGAAGCGCACAGAGGCGAACAUCCAAUGGACCAGUCUCAGCGAGUUCACUCACUGACUGGAUUCUGUCCGCGGCCGGAGCUCAUGGACUGAGGGGUCUCCUGCUGCGAUCCACGCCUGGUAGCGAAGAGUUACCUGGACGGUUUCUUUUAUCACGCAAAGAAAGACGCAGCGAUGUUUACUCCGCGUCGGAGUCACUAGAGCCGCAUCCUCCUGCGUCGCAUCCAGCCGUUCGCCCUUCCGGGAAGAUGCUUAGGAGUUACAGGAUGAAUUCAGCUUUCAUAGCAGUGUUCCUCGGAGUGGUUGGGGCUCUGGCCAAUAAAGAGGAUUGUUUCUCGGAACAGUAUACAACCAGUGGGGAAUGCUGCGAGCAAUGUCAGCCCGGAGAGGGUGUCGUCAGACCAUGUGGAGUCACGCAGACUGUCUGCUCGCCUUGCCUUGACAGUGAAACCUUCUCAGAAAACUUCAGUCACACGGAGAAAUGUCAGACCUGCACACAGUGCACAGGUCUCCUCCGCAUGGAGACACCCUGCACAGACGCCAACGACGCCACCUGUGUGUGCAACUACGGCUACUACCUGAACGUGUUGUCCCAGCGGUGUGAGCCCUGCACCAAAUGCCCCGAGGGCCAUGGCAUGCUGCUCAGCUGUGAGCAGGACCACGACACUAUAUGUGAACUGUGCCUCGUGGACACAUACUCGGACCAGGAAAGUUCUCGAGACCCCUGCAUCCCCUGCACCACCUGUGAUGACGUAGAGGUGUUAGAGGCCUGCACGCCUGUCAGUGAUACAGUUUGUCAAGUUCCAUUCUCUUCGGUGUCUCCCACCACCUUUAUCGGAGAAUCCAUGCCCACCUAUGACAACUUUCCAGAUGAGCCUCCACCAGAGGGCCCAACCGACAGGACCACCACCACCACCACUAAUGGCGAUUCCCAGGAGCGGAUCUACCAGGGUCUGAACGACAAGCUCAUCCCCAUCUACUGCUCCAUCCUCGCAGCUGUCGUGGUCGGAAUUGUGGCCUUCGUCAUCUUCAAGAAGUGGAACAGCUGUAAGCAGAACAAGCAAGGAGCCAACAACUGCACAGCCAACCAGAACCAGACGCCAUCCCCUGAGGGGGAGAAGCUGCACAGCGACAGUGGCAUUUCUGUGGACACCCAGAGUCUGCAGGAGCAGCAGGGCCAGACUCAGGCACAGACAGUUGUCACCAUGGACGAAGAGCCCUGUUUGCUCCUUCCUCUUCACACCAGGGAGAAAGUGGAAAAGCUGCUGUUCGCGGGCAGUGAAGGGGACAACUGCAACCACAUGGACGACAGCGACUGGUGCAACCUGGCGGGCCUCCUGGGAUACGAGGAGGAGCGGAUUGCGACCUUCCGGCAGGAGGAGCAUCCUGUCCGCGCACUCCUGUCUGACUGGGCGAGCAAGGACUGCGCCAGCAUCGACGCGCUGUGCACUGCACUGCGCAAGAUCAACCGUGACGACAUUGCCCAGAGUUUGGUGCUCAGCCCGAGUGCUGAAAAGCCGACCGCCACUUCUGUGGUGUGAUUGACUGGGAGCGAAGCAACCGAACCUUAACCUGAAUAUUCUUCCCUGGCCUCUCUCAAUCCAGAUUAUUCAUGCUAGAGCCGCUUUUAGCUUCUCCAUCACAUUGCCAGCACUCAUGGUGAUGAUCUAAUUCCGUGAAUCGUGUCAUCUUUAGUCCAGUAUUAGGAGGCCUGAAAUCGGACAGGAACUGAGGUCAUAUUAAUGUACUCAGUCAAAUGAAUGCAAAAGAAACAAUACCUUUUCUGUUACCUGUCAGGAUGUGCCUAUAAUAAGUCAUUCUAAAAAAUGUUAUCAAAUCCACACAAGGAAGGGAAUCGUCGGUAAUCAUUCCAUUCUGAACCUGGAAUAUCCACCUGCCGCACUAUUUGAUAUUCAGACGACAGUUCUAUCUCACUUUAUUAACCAUGGAGCAGCAGUUGACCGACAACUGACAAUUAAUGUGGAUAUCUGGUUCCUGAUCCUCUGCAUCUAUAUGCUUCACUAUGGAACAAGAAUAGUCCGUGUGGCCCUUACUUAUAGCCUUCAUAAGCCAGUGUUGUACCUCUAAAUGUUACUUUUCAAAUCUAUGCUACCAAAGAGGAGUAAACGUCUCCAGACCAUACCUGACUAGCAACAUUACUUACAUGCCAUGUUAGGCUUUUCGAAUUUAAGUUGACAAAUGGCUUGCGCCUGUUACUGCUACCGGAUGAGGCCUGCAUACCACAGAGUAUCUGGAUCUUUGCAAAUAUGACAAUCUGAGGAAAUGCUUCAAAUAAGCCUGUUCCUCUUCAGGAAAAACGAAAGCCAAGUCCACCUACGUACUCUAAUUUUGAAUACUUCAUGUUAGAUUCGAGGCAUGGAGGUGCAGCACACGUGGAAUUAAUUUCAACUUUGGCUUUGUAAUAAGUGAAUUCUGCAGAAUUUCUUUUCCCCCAGCAAGUUAUAUAAGAGCUGCUGGCUGGACUUUGGCAACCUGGUGGUCCGUGGGGCAGGUCAUUGACUGAAGCAACAUGAGACUCCAGUGCUCAGGCCUAUCUUCUUAACACAGGAGCAACCUCCGAAGACUCCUUCAUACUGACCCAGGAAUUGGAAGGACGUGGUACUUAAAACUCAAGUCACUCAAUACCACCAUGUAAACUGUGCGUAGAUAAAAAGAAAAGUGUGCACACCAGAUAGAGGCUUACACAUUUUGUACAUACAUACGGAGUAUGUAGAGUAGAGUAAACACAUAAAUCCCACAAUAUGUAACCACGCAUGCAUGUACUGUACAAACACACAGAUCGUGUAUGUAUCUCCACUCUUACUUAAUACAGAAUACACAGAAAAAUCCAGAUCCUGCCAUAUACUGUAUCAAGCACUCUCAUGAAGGGACCAUAGACUGUUUUAUCUCACUAUUAUUAGGAAAUAUAAGGUAACUCUGUGUCUUAAAGAUAAAUCUGAAAACAGCAUAAUUUGCAAUGUGUGCUAUAGGUGGUGACAUGCUGCAUUAACAGUAAAUAGCAUGCAGAAACUAGCAACUAGUGCACAAAACAGAUGCACAUAUAGUACAAAGUGACCAGGAUUCAUAGCAAAGAUUUCAGGGUUUUGCCUCAUUUCUCAGGGUAUCUUGAACACUUGUGUUACAUCAAUACUAUACUUAAUAGUCCACAUUCUACAAUUAAUUGAACAAUUGUAUAAUUGUUCAAGAGGAAACUGUGUGUUCAUCCAAAGCAGUGAUUCUAGCGACUGACAAUCCUUCAAACAGGUAAAUGAGAGAGAGAGAAAAGAAGAAGACGGGUGUCUUGUUUCCUCAUUGUUUGCAUCAAUGGCCUCUGGAUGAAAGACAAGUCAGCAGAGACACAAGUCAAAGGAAGUGGAAUGAAUUCAGAUCAAGGGGAGGCAGAAAAAAUUCUUGGAUCACUAAACAUAAAGGUGAAACCCAGGAAUCUGCAUUUGUAUUAAUCAGCUUGUUAAUCUCUAAGCACACCUUGCUCUCGUCUUGGCAUUAUGAGCUUUUGACAGUGUGUUGUACCCAUUUAGCUUAAAUGUUAGAAGCAUACUUCAACGUUUUCAUUAUGUUGAUGUAACUAUUGUGCUGCCGAUCCCAAGGACCUACUUUCCCCCCUUGUUGUUAUGUUUAGGGAACAUGUGAAGGAGCAAAUAAUAAUUUAAUAUUACUUCGCUAAACAUCCUUUAUCACCAACUUCAUCUGCUACUCUCGGGUACAGAUUGUACAUUGUUGUUACUAACCACUCACAUACUCAUCUUCAUGUUGUAGUGUUACUUUAAAUGAAGGUAUUCUGACUACUCUAUAAGGCUCAUUGUAUUUUUAAUUCCCAAAUAACACUUUUAAAUCAUACAAUGUUUUUCGUUUCGUCCUAAAUCGUAGCACUUAAAUGUGUAAUUAUCUACGUCUGUUUUGCAUCGCAAGUGCCUGGGAACCAUUUCAGGUGUCUGCUGGUGUUGUACAUUUUUUUGUUUUCAACUGUUUUUGUAAGUAUAUCUUCUUUAUUUGAUGUUUUCUUUUGAACUUGUAAAUAACUUUUUAUUAACUAGUUAUUAAAUUAACUAGUUUUAAAGGAAGCGCAAAAUGAAGGUACCUUGUGAGUUAUUCUAAUUAGCAAAUUAUUUUCCAUCAGGGGUAUUAAGGUCACGUGUCAGGAAGACUGGACAUGAGUAGGGAAUCGCAAAUUUGAAACACUUCUAAGUAUAUCAGAUGCACCGCAGUGAAUUUUUUUUUGCUCUGGUUAAUGAAUAUUAUUGGCCUUAAUAGGCAUAGGAAGGGAAACAUAAUUUAGUGUUGGGUCAAUAUCAUCCUUCACUCUGACGACCCUUUGUCCGGAUGUAGCUUAGUCAACACUACACUGUCUUUGUCCUGUUGUCGGAAACUGGGGAGGAAGAUAGAGCCUUUUCCUUGGACAUUUUUCAGUUUGUGUGAUAGAUAUUAGAGAUUUAAUUUAAUAACAACAGACAAAUAUUGAAUUUCUUGUACAAUAAAACCCAACUGAAAGUGAACAUGUCACAAUAUUGCACUUGACAGUAACAAAGAAUCAUGCAGAUGAUUGUGGCGGGAGGUUGGAGAAGGGGGUAAUAAAAGACUGUCUUUGGAAGAUCAUUUCUUUUUAAAAGCCCUUUUUAAAAGUACUGCAGCUCAUAGUGACAAGACUGAAUGGCAGUGUACCAGGACUGAAUUGUACAGAUGUGAGAAAUACUGAAUGUUCCUUGUAUACUGAUACAUAUAUUGUACUAUACUUAAUGUGAAUUUGCUAAAUUCCUACGGCAGGACAAGCAGUCAAACCACUAAUAAAGCUCUUAAAUCCA
Scophthalmus maximus (turbot) is the source of this 4847-nucleotide messenger RNA. RefSeq names its product nerve growth factor receptor b (gene ngfrb). Gene Ontology annotation, cellular component: plasma membrane; cell surface. Gene Ontology annotation, biological process: Rho protein signal transduction. The transcript has 6 exons. Lineage: Eukaryota; Metazoa; Chordata; Actinopteri; Pleuronectiformes; Scophthalmidae. Gene Ontology annotation, molecular function: nerve growth factor binding; death receptor activity; coreceptor activity. The record is from RefSeq and is a predicted model, not a curated record. The coding region runs from base 276 to 1568 and encodes 430 amino acids.